This is a messenger RNA of Oncorhynchus kisutch (coho salmon), 1946 nucleotides long. Its product is annotated as homeobox protein Hox-C6. Gene Ontology annotation, cellular component: nucleus. The transcript is spliced from 2 exons. Gene Ontology annotation, biological process: anterior/posterior pattern specification; regulation of transcription by RNA polymerase II. The record is from RefSeq and is a predicted model, not a curated record. The coding region runs from base 265 to 1056 and encodes 263 amino acids. Gene Ontology annotation, molecular function: RNA polymerase II cis-regulatory region sequence-specific DNA binding; DNA-binding transcription factor activity, RNA polymerase II-specific. NCBI's taxonomy places the organism in Eukaryota, Metazoa, Chordata, Actinopteri, Salmoniformes, Salmonidae.
CGCGCAUAUGCGAGAGUAGUUUUGACAGAGAUUUUUUUUUAAUUAAGUUACUUUUUCUCCCUCAGUCCCUCUACUCCCUGCUUUUUAUUGGAGGAAAUUUGGUCAGCUGACAUUGUCAUCUUGUCCAUCCUAGAGUGAGGCUUUAGCGACAACAUUCGGCGGUGUCUUGUGUCUUUAUUGGCGUCCAGAAAUACAUUAUAAAGAAAUCAUACAGCGUGCCUGUAUUAAAAUAUAGACUGACAGUGAAAAAAAGAGAGUGACUUAAUGAGUGUGAGAGAGGGAGAGAAUAAAAAGAGAUCUGAUAUUGAAAGGGAGGGAGGGAAAGGGAAAGAGAGGGCGCAAGGGAGAGAGGGAGGUAUGAAUUCUUAUUUCGCAAACCCGUCGCUCUCAUGCCAUUUAGCUGGUGGUCAAGAGGUUUUACCAAACGUGGCCCUAAACUCAACUACCUAUGACCCAGUUCGACACUUCUCCUCCUACGGAACCGCUGUAGCCCAAAACCGGAUAUAUUCCUCGCCUUUCUAUUCUCCCCAAGACAACGUUGUAUUCGGCUCGACCAGGGGACCGUACGAGUAUGGAUCCAACGUGUUUUACCAAGAGAAGGACGUGCUACCCAGCUGUAGGCAGAGCAGUUUGGGACAAGGUUCACAAAGCUCGCUCGCGCAGGAUUACCCGUCUGAUCAAGGCAGGAACGGCUCACAGGAACAAAAGGGGAACAUUCAGAUCUACCCGUGGAUGCAACGGAUGAACUCUCAUAGCGGAGUUGGAUACGGUUCUGACAGGCGAAGAGGACGCCAAAUUUACUCCCGAUACCAAACUCUAGAACUCGAAAAGGAAUUCCAUUUCAACCGCUACUUGACGAGACGCAGACGUAUCGAAAUCGCCAACGCACUAUGUCUCUCGGAACGUCAGAUAAAAAUCUGGUUCCAGAAUCGCCGGAUGAAAUGGAAAAAGGAAAGCAAUCUAACGUCCACUCUCGCCGAAAGUGGUUCGGCAGGGGCAAGUCAAGACACAGGAAAAGAGGACACAGAAGAGGCGACAGAAGAGAAGAAAGAAUGAACGACUUCAUAUCCUAGCCUACUAUAUGCAUCAAUCCGCCGUGAUGUGAGAAUAACUUAACUACCUAGCAAGUACCUAUCGUCUAUUUUUUAGCACAAUAAAAAACACUAGUCUAUUCAAAGAUAUGGCUGCGUUAAAUGCAAUGUGGAUGCAAGAUAUCUUCAGAUGUCAAUGUUUGCCUUUUUUUAUUAUUCUGUAUUGAUAUGAACUUUUCACGGUGACCACAGAAUUUCUUUCCUUUACUUGACAUUCCCUCAUAUAGCCUGCACAGACUGUGUGUAACGCGAAGACGUUCAUUAUUGUAUUUUCAUAAAUGUUGUUUGACAACGAUGCAAAACACAUGGUUCUCAGCUGUCUGUACACCUAUGACGAAUAUGUUUUUCCAAAAAGGAUUGUCAAAAGAAUAUGUGAAUUAAACUACAAGAGUUACAUCCACUUGUGUGUGUGUAUCAUAUAUAUAUAUAUGUGUGUGUGUGUGUGUAUCUGUUAUACAUACCUUAGCCCUGUGAGAGCAUGUGUGUGCAACCCGCAACUUUUUUUGUAGUAAGUAGGCCUACUUUAUUUAUGUUUAGAUAUGUACCAGUAGCCUACAUUGAGUAUGUGGUCAAAUAAUAACUGACCUAUGUGGCUUAGAUUGUCGCGUUAGAUGAAAAUCUAAAAUUAAACAAUAACAGUGAUGUAUGACAUUUACGUCAAGUCAUAUUUAAUAAAACUGUUAAUAAAAAAGUUGUCCAUGUCUUUGCGCCCACCAUACCAAGGUAGUCUCGUUCUCAAACAGCAGCAUUAUAGCCCUCCAGGUUAAAUGUGUACACAUGUCAUUGUUCAUGUUUUUUAUUCGUCAUAUAAUAGACCUUUGUCACUUAAAAUAAAUGAAUGUUCUGUGGCUCUCU